AUGAAACAAUUGAAGAAAAGAGGUUGCUGUUUCAGAUGUCUAAGUAACGGUCACGUGUCAAAGCUAUGCAGGGUCCAAGUGAAUUGUGGAAUUUGUGGUCAAAGACAUCAUGCUGUGAUGUGCCCUGAUAGAAAGAACGUUGAGUCUUCUAAAUCUCAAGAAGCAACGGAGAGUUCAAUCAAUUUUGGACAGUUCAAUACAUUGGCCAAUCCCACAUGUUCUACGAGUGUGUUUCUACAAACCCUGGUAGUGGUUCUUCGGGGAGAAACACAGGAUUUUGCUGUGAGGGCCCUCAUAGACACUGGAAGUCAGAAAUCUUAUAUUACGAAAGAAGCUGCUAAGAAAAUGCAGUAUCAUGCAUUAAAAGAAACAACUCUUGUUCAUACUUUGUUUGGAGGGAUGCAAAAUCUCCAGAAACAUUCAGAAUACAAGAUUUUUGUAAGUGAUUUUAACAAAAAUUAUCAUUGCACUUUUAACGCAUUUGACCAAGAGAAAAUCUGUGCCGAAAUUUGUCAGAUACCAACCGGAUUUUGGUCAAAGGAACUAGAGGAUAAUGGAAUCCAUCUAACGGAUCAAGAAUGUUUACCAUCUUGUUCUUCAUCAACAAUCCAUUUGCUUAUUGGUGCUGACAUAGCAGGAAAAUUGAUGACUGGAAAAAUCCUCAAUGUAACUUGUGGAUUAACUGCCACUGAGACUUUGCUUGGUUGGACACUUAUGGGAAGAGCACCAAGCAAUUUAGACUCUAUAAACAUGACAGUGACAAACUUACUUAUAAAAGAUUGUAAUAUAAGUGACUUAUGUAAGUUAGAAGCCAUUGGAAUUACUGAUCCUACUGAAUCUAAAAAGAAGACUGAAAUGCAUCAAAGUACUUUAGAUUAUUUUCGAAACACUCUGACGAUUAAUGAGGAAGGGAGGUACGAAGUCGCCUUACCUUGGGUGUUAGAAUCUUCCCGGCUCCCUGACAACAGACAAAUGGCCGAGAAACGACUUUCUUCUGUUUAUAAAAUACUUGUAGAAUCCGAGAGAGUUGGAGUAUAUGCAGAUAUCUUUAAAAAAUGGAUUACUGACGGUGUCAUUGAAGAAAUCGAAGAUAAAAAGGAAUUGAAUGUAUACUAUCUCCCGCACAGGCCUGUAUUUAAAGAGAACAGCAUUACUAAGAAAGUGAGGCCAGUUUUCGAUGCAUCCGCACUUAUAAAGGGUACACCCUCACUGAAUGCCUACUUAGAAAGUGGUCCUAAUUUAAUUGAACUUGUUCCUUCCCUACUGAAUCGUCUCCGGAAAUUUCCUGCUGGAAUAGCAUCAGACAUUGAGAAGGCAUUUCUUCAGAUCGGAAUCAGAGAGAGGUACAAGGAUUACCUGCGAUUUUUAUGGAAAACCAAAGACAAGGGAAUGAAAAUCUACAGACAUCGUAGAGUUGUGUUUGGUGUCACCUGCAGUCCAUCCCUUUUAGCGGCAACUUUGAAUUGCCAUCUGGAAAAAGCACCUGAAGAGCUCUUGGAUACUGCGGAAAUUUUGAAGAAUUCAUUUUAUGUGGAUAAUUGUGUCUGCAGUUUGAAGAAUAUAGAUGAAGCAGAUAAAUUUAUAGCUGAAUCGCAAGCGUUGAUGUCUUUAGGAAAAUUCAAUCUACGAGGCUGGGAAUCAAAUGCUUCACUUGAAAUUAUCGAUCAACCCGACAAAUACCAUGAAAACCCGUUUCGGCCGAAAGAUUCAAGUUCCCAAUCGGCUGGACCUGUGAACUGUUUGGAUUAA
Messenger RNA from Argiope bruennichi, 1749 nucleotides. RefSeq lists its product as uncharacterized. The record is from RefSeq and is a predicted model, not a curated record. The transcript has a single exon. Gene Ontology annotation, biological process: proteolysis. Gene Ontology annotation, molecular function: aspartic-type endopeptidase activity. Bases 1 to 1749 code for a protein of 582 amino acids. Lineage: Eukaryota; Metazoa; Arthropoda; Arachnida; Araneae; Araneidae.